AUGGAGGCUAGUCGCGACACGUACGUACUCUUCGCUCCACGCUCAGACCUGGCCUGUGCUGCCUGCUGGCCAGAUCCCAGCCAGUCGGAUCAAUUUGGCCGUACCUCUGUAAAGCACAACCAACAAUCUGAGAUCAGGAGCCGAACCUCACAUCGCACAAUGUUCACUACAACUAGUGGCUAUACCAACGCUUCCACGGCACGAGCACGCACUGGGACUGGGAGGCUUAAUCAUUAG
Messenger RNA from Protopolystoma xenopodis, 237 nucleotides. NCBI's taxonomy places the organism in Eukaryota, Metazoa, Platyhelminthes, Monogenea, Polystomatidea, Polystomatidae. The record is from the annotation of a GenBank genome assembly.